ACGAGUCCAGGUUUAUUAGAGGCGCACAAACAGCCGCUCGGAUCAGUCCCGAGUCAGACUGCGGCCAGAUGUUUGUCCCGCUGUCCCGUUAGAGAGCAGCAGGCGGGGAGAGAGGAGACCUGGGAUGUGGACGGUUACAACUCCGACCAACACAGCUAAGACAAGUCUGGACUUCUGUCCUGCAGAGACACAAUCCCUCCGACUCCGACUGGCUGUCUGGAAACUCUUCACGGAGCGUUACAAUCACUUCUCCAAAGUCUAGGGGGUGAGGGCACGAGUCCUGUCGGAAGUUUGAGAGAUGUCCGAGCCAGAGAAGAGCGAGGACAUUCCUGAUGAGUCUGCAGGAAAAGAAAAAGGAAGUCCAAACGGAGGGAAUCCUGCGAAGAGCGAAGAGGAUUUUAACCUGGCGGCCAUCUACGUGUCAGACGCUCAGUACAACAGGAACAUCUACUUCGACACGUCGCCGCAGGCGGUCAGACUGUAUAUGCGCUACAACCACUGGAUCCCUAAGGUGCUCCUGUACUUCUUCAUCCUGGUGGAUCUGUCUCUCGCCCUCUUCGAGGACCCGGCAAUGUUUCCUCUGCCCAUAUGGGCCACCAUGCUGGUGGAGCUGCUCUGUCUGCUGGUCUUCACUCUUCGCCUGGUUCACUACGCCCAAGUCAUCCCCCGGGACAAGUUCUGGAAAGAUCCCAAAAACAUCUGCAUCAUCGUCAUCCUCCUGCUCUCUCUGGUGGAUAUGAUCAUCUACGGAGCGCUGAAAGCGACCGACUGUUAUGGCGUCCGCUGGUCCAGAGUCCUGCGCCCGCUGCUAUUGGUCAACGUCACAGAGGGGCGCCAGCUCCGCCGAGCGUUCAGAAGCAUCCGGAACGCUCUGCCUCAGAUCUUCUACGUCUUCCUGCUCUUCAUGUUCAGCCUCCUCAUCUUCUCCCUCAUGGCGCUCAAACUGCUGGGCAGACGAGGUCUGAAGACCAUCGAUGGCUCUCCAUACUUCACCAACUACCUGCAGAUCCUCUUCGACCUGUACGUCCUGGUCACCACGGCCAACAGCCCCGACGUCAUGAUGCCGGCGUACAACAACAGCUACGUCUACGCCAUCUUCUUCAUCCUGUACAUCCUCAUCAACACCUACAUCUUCAUGUCCGUCUUCUUGGCCGUCGUCUACAACAACUACAAGAAGUAUCUGAAGGAGGAGGUACGGCAGCUGGUGAGGGCCAAAAGGCACAAGAUGGUGAGAGCGUUCGGCGUGCUGCAGGAGCAGAGGGAGGGGGGCGGCGAGCCCGUGGUGACUCACCACAGCUGGAACCAGCUGAUCCGAUUGGUCCAGCCCGACAUCGGGAACGCCCACCGGGAGCUGCUGUGGAGCGUUGCCGACGACAACAACCAGGGCUGCAUCGGGAAGGUGGCGUUCUCCCAGAUGGCCGACCUGCUGAACAUCGAGGUGAUCACGCUCAAGUCGAGGCCACACCCACUCCACAGUCUAUGCCCCACCCUCUACCUGUCGGCCCCCAGCCGCCUCCUCUGCCGAAUGGUCCAACACCGGGCCUUUGGCAUCGUGUACGACCUGAUCAUCCUGGUGAACGCCGUGUUCAUCGGUCUGGACGAGCAGAAUCCGCUGAUCGCUAACUCGGAGUGGGCCUUCCUGGCCCUGUACCUGCUGGAGAUCCUGCUGAAGCUCUACGUGUUCGAGCCCCGAGCCUUCUUCUCCCGAAACAGCUUCUGGAACUGGUUCGACACCAUCAUCGUGGUCUCGGCUCUCAUCGCCACCAUCAUUAACUCAUCCGUCACGUCAACGGAGAAUUACACCAGUCGUCAGAUCCUGGACAUAGUCUUCAUCCUGCGAGUUCUCCGGCUGAUCCGGGUGGUGGACAGCAUCGAAAGGUUUCGUACAAUCAUCAACACUCUGAUCCGGAUCGGACCGGCCAUUCGCACAUUUGGACAGCUGAUUAUUGUGGUGUACUACAUCUUCGCCAUGGUGGGGAUGGAGCUGUUCAAAGGGAAGGUGAAGUUUUACACCGAGGACUCCAGCGACCCGGAGAAGGCGUUCUGUGGAAAUCCGCUGCUAAAAGGAAGCGAAUUUGCACAACUCAACUACUGCAAGAACAACUUCAACAACGUGGUGUCGUCCUUCGUCCUGCUGCUGGAGCUCACCGUGGUCAACCAGUGGCACGUGCUCAGCAGCGGCUUCGCCACCGUCACCCACGCAUCAGCCCGGCUCUUCUUCAUCCUGUUCCACAUCAUGGUCGUCAUCGUCAUCAUCAACAUCUUCGUGGCGUUCGUGCUGGAGGCGUUCUUCGUGGAGUACUCGGUGGAAAAGAGCGACCUGCAGACGUCUCUGGAGAAGAAGAUCGAGGAGCUGGAGCUGGCUGUGGCACAGGAGAAAUUGGAGGAUAAUUUGGUGAACGCCAUGGAAACCAUGGACAACGACCUGGAAGCCGGCCAAUCGGGGAACACCAAACCCGCCCUGAUGUUUAAAAUCGCUUCAAAAAGAUAUCGGACGGUGGACGCUCUGCUGCAGCGGAUGUUCGAGGCCGAUCUGGACCCCGAAGACUUCGCUGAGAACGACGACCAGACCAACUUUGAGAACCCAACGUUUCAACCUGCGCAGCCUUGAACGCACAGAUCCAUACAAAGGGAACCAGAUUCUAUCAUUUCUAUCUAGUUUUAUCCUCUGCAUCAUCUCACGUGUGUCUAAAUCGGAUGUUUAUCCAGUGAUAUAUUUUUAUAUUCCUGUCUUGUAGCGCUGUGUAGAAACACAUAAAGAAUAUUUACACUGGU
This is a messenger RNA of Perca flavescens (yellow perch), 2775 nucleotides long. RefSeq names its product two pore segment channel 3 (gene tpcn3). Bases 299 to 2611 code for a protein of 770 amino acids. The record is from RefSeq and is a predicted model, not a curated record. Gene Ontology annotation, molecular function: monoatomic ion channel activity. Gene Ontology annotation, biological process: transmembrane transport; monoatomic ion transport. Gene Ontology annotation, cellular component: membrane. Lineage: Eukaryota; Metazoa; Chordata; Actinopteri; Perciformes; Percidae. The transcript is spliced from 19 exons.